AUAGACGUCAUUUGCUUUUAAUGGCCUACAGGAAAUGUGGUGUAGCAACAACCCCGGACAUUAAGGCAGAGCAGGGGACAAGGGGGGAAAGGAAACGCCGCAUGCAAAAGUGGCCGGGAAUAGGGGAUAUUUUAAACACGUUUUACUGAGAUUACUUUGUCAACAAGUUAGGUGACUACUGUCUUUAAUUGCCAAAGUAAAUACUUUUUUGAUGGACUGAGGUUAUGUUGUGUUGCUGGUUUUAAUUGAUAAAGGCUGGAGAUGAAAAUGGAUGCCUACUAGCUGGAGAUGCCCGGGGGGGAACUAUUACAUCAGACGGAAUGACAAUGAUUAAAAUCCGCUUUUCCCUGCUCUAAAGCCAUAGAGGAGUGACACUCGCCUGCAGACACCGGGCUACUGAAGAGCAUCUCCAAACCCCCUGCAACCCGCAACUUAUGCUCUGCACCGUUUAUAGCGAUAUCUUUGACUUUUGGCGGACAGUAACAUAAGUUAUUAUCAUCUUUGCUUUGCUUCGUUUCGAGAAAAAGGGGAGUAUCACGAUUUUUUUUGCGUUAAGAAAAUCGCCUGGCGGAGACUGGAGUUGAGCUAAUUGUAGCCUAAUCCCCUGGCCCAAAGGCGUCUGGGCAGCCGGAAGCCACAACUCUUUUCUCAGCUCUGUUAUUUAGAGACGGAUUAUCGGCGUUCUCCUUCUUCCAGUGACAGUUUUAUUCAAGCGAAAAGAGCCGGGGAUUCUUCCACACACACAAACACGCACACACUGAGCGUGCGCCAAACGGAGCCGCGAAGGGGAAGGAAGUCGCUCCUCAUGUACAAGGUCGUCUUCGUUCGCCGGUUGAUUGAUUAAUGAUGCGGUGGGCCGGUUGGAUGGAAGGAAGAAGCAUGUCGCGCCUGUCUCUGACGCGGUCCCCGGUAUCUCCCCUGGCCACGCAAGGGAUCCCUCUCCCGGCGCAGCUCACCAAGUCCAACGCCCCGGUGCACAUCGACGUGGGCGGACACAUGUACACCAGCAGCCUGGCCACGCUCACCAAGUACCCGGACUCCAGAAUAAGCCGUCUGUUCAACGGGACGGAGCCCAUCGUGUUGGACAGCUUGAAGCAGCACUACUUCAUCGACCGCGACGGCGAGAUCUUCCGCUACAUCCUCAGCUUCCUGCGGACCAGCAAACUGCUGCUGCCCGACGACUUCAAGGUAGGUCCGGCCUCGCCCCCCCCACAGCCAGGGACCUCCUCUGGGGUCCCCCUCCCUCUCUCCGGGGGAACCGACCUCUAUGAGGGGAUGUGGUCGUUUAUAUAGAGUUCCACACCGUUC
Messenger RNA from Gadus morhua (Atlantic cod), 1308 nucleotides. RefSeq names its product potassium channel tetramerization domain containing 15b (gene kctd15b). Lineage: Eukaryota; Metazoa; Chordata; Actinopteri; Gadiformes; Gadidae. The coding region runs from base 844 to 1293 and encodes 149 amino acids. Gene Ontology annotation, biological process: protein homooligomerization. The transcript has 4 exons. The record is from RefSeq and is a predicted model, not a curated record.